AUGGCAGCGACAAAUACCAGCUGGCAUGUCGGGGGCGCCCAGUCGUUCAAGUUCGUCUCGGACGUAUCGCAGGCUGUCCUUUCCCAGCAUGAAGGCAGCCACUCAUUCCUGGUAUUCGAACUCCUUGAGGGUUCACCCACGCGUAGCGUGUAUCUAAAUGCUUUCUUCUUCCCCGCGUAUGCGGCGGUUGCGUCUGCUAUUAUAGCAUUCGUGCACGGUCUGCUUUUACGCGUCAGGACCUCAAAGCUUCAUAGUACUGGCUCUGCUGGCGUCUUACAGACUGAUGAUUUAGCAGAAAAUAAUAUGUCAAUAGUAGGACGCCAGGGCAGCGUGGCCAUUCUUGCCUUUAAUGUCGCUCGAGCCCUCGCGUGCCUCGCUUUGUUGAGCAUGUCUCUGUACUCAAUUAUUACGAUGAAACCUGCGGAAACGUAUGAUAUCGGCUUAAGCACGAUCUGGCCUUACGUUGGGCUGUGCGGAACUUUCACGUACACUUUUGUAGUGGCGCUGAUAACUGUGUUGGCCAAACCCGCGACAACCGCAAUUGCUUGUCGUCAUCUCAAUGCUGUGUUAUUUACGGCUUGGGUGGUAUACGUGUAUCGCGAUGUGUGGCCCCUUGUAACGUUUACUCUGACACCCGUGGAUACUGGAGAAGGGCUUAUCCUGUGGGCCAAAGUCGUUACCCUCACUUUUGCAGCUGUGGUCGUCCCUUUACUGGUCCCGCGGCGUUAUGUUCCUGCUAAUUCUAUUGGUGCAUCAAUGGAGCCAGGUCCCGAACAGACCGCAUCUCUGCUAUCUGUGCUGCUGACCUCUUGGCUGGACAAGACCGUCAUUGAUGCCUAUCGACUUCCUCAUCUACCUGUUGACAGGUUUCCUCCGCUAGCUGAUUCAGAUCAUUCCCAAUUUGUUUCCGCGCAGGCAUCUAAGGAACUCGAUCCGUUUCAACUGACGAACAAGGGGAGAAAUAUAGGAUGGGGGCUGAUCCGGGUAUUCCCUUGGGAGAUCCUCGCCAUGACUCUUGCGAUCACGGCCAACGCGUUUACACAUUUAUUCAGCCCUCUGGCAAUUAAGAACCUGCUUUCAUUCAUGGAAACUAGAGGUGAAGGGGCUAUUGUGCGCCCGUGGAUUUGGGCAAUGUUAUUGUUUUUGGGUCCACUCUUGCGUGCUUUGACCUUCUCAAUGUACACGCUCCCCUGGAUAACUAUCACGACCCACACCGAAGCAAUUCUUACCCACCUGAUUUUUAAUCAUGCGUUACAUAUGCGGAUGAGGGCCGAAAUUUCGGAAACACAAACAACCGGGGACUCAGCGAAGGGAAAGCAGAAGUCGGGUAACACGUCGUCAGCUGACAAUAACUUGAAUAACGAGCAGAAGCAGAAGAAUGCUACUGGAAAGAUCAAUAAUCUCAUCACUUCAGAUCUUGGCGCUCUCAAGAUUGUGGAGGCUCUCUUACUGAUGAUAUGGGGGUUUCCUUUGCAAAUUAUUUUGAAUAUCUACUUCCUCUAUAUCAUUCUUGGAUGGAGUGCGUUUGCUGGGUUGGCGACCAUCGUUUUGCUAUUCCCCGUUCCUGGGAAGAUCGCAAGUUAUAUUGAAACUUGCCAGAAAGAGAAAAUGAAACAGACGGAUGCGCGAGUGCAGAAUGUAACAGAGUCUAUCACGGUCAUCCGCAUGAUCAAGAUGUUUGGAUGGGAAUCGAAAAUGAUGAAACAGGUGACCGAGAAAAGAGAGCUUGAGCUGAAGUGGCUCAAGAGAAGUCGCUUGUUGGGGCUUGUCAUUGUCAUACUAAACCGUGUCAUUCCUCUAAUCACUAUGAUCGUGACAUACUCCACUCAUACCAUAAUUUUUAAGCGAGAGCUCACAGCGUCCGCCAUAUUCUCGUCCAUAGCGGUUUUCGAAAUGACCAGCAUUCAGAUGCAAACGAUAUUCGCCGUGGUGCCCGGCUUUAUUAAAGGCAAAUCAAUCAACACCUUUCUUUCCAAGGUCUCGCUUGAUCGUAUCAAUAGCUUUCUACAAGAGACUGAGCUCCUCGAUGAAUUUGCGGACAGUCAGUCUGACGAUGACAUUGCCACUGUCUCUGCGCCUCCCUUGGACUCCGAUGUAAUCGGAUUCCGCAACGCCGCAUUCACUUGGGAAAGUAAUGCGGAUGGUACGUCCACGCCCGGUUCGUCGAGGCGGACGUUCUCUCUGCGUAUCGAGGGCGAGUUGUUCUUCAAGCUUGGCUGCGUCAAUCUCAUUGUUGGGCCUACCGGUGCUGGAAAGACAUCCAUUCUUAUGGCCUUGUUAGGAGAAAUGCACUACAUUCCGUCAGGCUCGGACUCUUUCUUUAGUCUCCCUCGCGAGGGCGGAAUCGCCUACGCUGCUCAAGAAUCGUGGGUACAAAACGAAACGAUCAGGGAUAACAUUUUAUUUGGUGCUCCUUACGAUGAGGAACGCUAUAAGAAAGUCAUCGAUCAGUGCGGCCUAAAGCGCGAUCUUGACUUGUUCGAUGCUGGAGAUCAAACUGAGGUAGGGGAAAGGGGGAUUACACUCAGUGGAGGACAGAAGGCUCGUGUUACGCUGGCCCGAGCUAUAUAUUCUCAUGCGGAGAUUAUCUUGUUGGAUGAUGUACUUGCUGCUCUUGAUGUCCAUACUGCACGCUGGAUUGUGAACAAAUGUUUGAAGGGCGACCUAGUUCGUGGUCGGACUAUACUGCUCGUGACCCACAAUCUGGCUUUAACGAGUUCCAUCGCGCAAUUCGUUGUUGAUGUGGGAUCCAACGGUCAAAUUGUGAGUCAGGGAACCAUGUCAGAAGCACUGGAACAGGACGACACGCUCGCUGCGGAACUGGCUAAAGAAACCGAAGAGCUAGAGAAAGUUAAUCAAGAGGUUGAUCAAGAGAAGGAAGCUGAUGCUCCUGGCAAGUCUGAUGGCAAGCUCGUUGUGGCAGAAGAAAUAUCCGUAGGACAUCUUGGGUGGUCAGCUCGUGCGUACCAAUUUGUAUUCAUACAAUAUCAAAUGAUGACUAAGGGAAAAUUAGUCAAGCCGUUCCUUGUUGCAUGGGGAGGGAGCCACUUCUAUGUCUACUGGAUUGUAGCAAUAUCCUGGAUGUUACUAUUCGAAUUAACCGACAACCUGCAACCUUGGUAUCUGGGGUAUUGGGCAAGACAAUAUGAGCAUCGCCCACCUGCGGAUGUCGAUGCACCUUUCUACUUAUCUAUCUACGGCGCUAUUCUGCUGACUUCUGUCGUGUGCUACUGCGUGUAUCUCGUCGUGUUCGUCUUUGGAUCGUUGAGGGCAUCACGAACGAUUCACAAGAACUUGAUGGCAACCUUAUGGUUUGACAGGACACCUGUUUCACGGGUCGUGGCCCGCUGCACCCAAGAUAUUGAUGCCGUGGAUGGAAACAUCCCGGAUUUACUGGAGACGCUUGUCGCGAUAGCCAUAUCCAUGGUCGUGAAACUCGCCGCUAUUGUUAUCAUGUCGCCUGUAUUUUUCCUCCCGGGCAUAAUCCUCGUCAUUAUGGGCAGAUGGCUCGGCAACAUUUACAUGAAGGCACAGCUGCCCGUCAAACGCGAGGGAAGCAAUGCUCGUGCGCCAGUUUUGGGUCACUUUGGUGCAGCCUUCGCAGGUCUGGUGUCCAUUCGAGCAUACGGAGCUCAAGAUGCCUUCAGAAAAGAGCUAUCAUUACGGAUUGAUCGCUGCACUAGAACGACCCGAUUAUCUUACAAUUUGAAUAGAUGGGCAUUUGUUCGCACGGAUUCCCUUGCCUCUCUGUUUUCUGCGGGUCUUGGUGCAUAUCUCGUAUAUAGCGGAAGUGCGACAGCGUCCAAUACUGGGUUCUCGUUGAGUAUGGCAGUCGGUUUUAGCGGCUACAUCUUAUUCGCCGUGCGCAUGUUUAACCAAUUUGAAGUGGCCGGCAACAGUUUGGAGCGCAUACAGCAGUAUAUGGAGAUCGAGCAGGAGGACAAACCCACUGAAAGUGGUGUCCCCCCUGCCUACUGGCCCGCAAGCGGUGACUUGAAGGUCGAAAAGCUGUCUGCACGAUACUCCUCGGAUGGGUCGCGCGUAUUGGAGAAUGUGUCUUUCGAGGUGAAAUCUGGAGAGCGCGUUGGGAUUGUGGGACGGACUGGAAGCGGCAAGAGCUCGUUGACUUUGGCUCUGUUACGGUGCAUUCUCACGGAAGGCAAAGUAUACUACGAUGGCCUCCCCACGGACGAUAUCAAUCUAGAUGCACUCAGGUCCAGCAUUACAAUCAUUCCCCAAAUUCCCGAACUUCUGAGUGGGACGUUGCGCCAGAAUCUGGAUCCGUUCGGGCAAUACGACGACGCAGUUCUCAACGACGCUCUCCAGUCUGCUGGUCUGUUCUCUGUGCAGAAUGACUCGGACGACAGUCGCAUUACUUUGGACAGCGAGAUCGCAAGCGCAGGUGGAAACCUGUCUGUAGGUCAAAGGCAAAUUCUUGCACUUGCAAGAGCGAUCCUCAGGCAGAGUAAACUGUUGAUACUGGACGAAGCAACGUCAGCCAUUGACUAUGCGACAGACGCUGCCAUCCAAGCUUCUCUUCGCAGAGAGAUGAAUAACGGCGUGACUAUCUUGGCCGUAGCGCAUCGCCUGCAAACCAUCAUGGACGCGGAUAAGAUCAUGGUUCUGGAUGCUGGCCGGAUCGUCGAGUUCGGCAAGCCCAGUGAAUUGCUUCAGAAUGAAGACGGCAUGCUCCGUGCGCUGGUGGAGGAGAGUGGGGACAAAGCCGGCUUGUUGGCCAUGGCCGCUGGUGCUACAUGA
Fibroporia radiculosa is the source of this 4758-nucleotide messenger RNA. RefSeq lists its product as uncharacterized. Gene Ontology annotation, biological process: transmembrane transport. Bases 1 to 4758 code for a protein of 1585 amino acids. Gene Ontology annotation, cellular component: fungal-type vacuole; membrane. The record is from RefSeq and is a predicted model, not a curated record. The transcript is spliced from 42 exons. Gene Ontology annotation, molecular function: ATP hydrolysis activity; ATP binding; ABC-type peptide transporter activity. Lineage: Eukaryota; Fungi; Basidiomycota; Agaricomycetes; Polyporales; Fibroporiaceae.